AUGACAUCGGAUGGAAUUGGGAGUGUAAGAAAAAGACACUACAGAGGAGUGAGGCAGCGUCCAUGGGGAAAGUGGGCUGCAGAGAUUCGCGAUCCAAAGAAAGCAGCGAGGGUAUGGCUUGGAACAUUCGAAACUGCUGAAGCUGCAGCUCUUGCUUAUGAUGAAGCUGCUAUCAGAUUCAAAGGAAGCAAAGCAAAGCUUAAUUUCCCUGAAAGGGUUCAAGGCACAGCUAGCGAAUUUGGUUACCUCACAAAUCAGUACAUGUCAUCAAGCAGCACUAAUUCUAACCCUAUUGCUCCACACUUGACUACUCAAGAAACUUAUUCACCAAGUCACUUUCAAUAUGCACAACAACAAUUCAUGAGUGGUGGGAGUAACAGCUUCAGUAACCAAGAUAUGCUUCGGUUCUAUGGGGGAGACAACAUGUUUGUUUCUUCUCAGCAGUCUGCAUCUUCGUCUUCUUCUACUGCACUGUCUCAGCAGCAGCAAGAAGAGUUGCUGAAAUUUUCGAUGCAAUUUGGAGGUUCUUCUCAUUCUAAUCAUUCUGGGAAUUGGAGGGGUGGACAUUGAA
Glycine soja is the source of this 571-nucleotide messenger RNA. Its product is annotated as ethylene-responsive transcription factor ERF114-like. NCBI's taxonomy places the organism in Eukaryota, Viridiplantae, Streptophyta, Magnoliopsida, Fabales, Fabaceae. Gene Ontology annotation, molecular function: DNA binding; DNA-binding transcription factor activity. The record is from RefSeq and is a predicted model, not a curated record. Bases 1 to 570 code for a protein of 189 amino acids. The transcript has 2 exons. Gene Ontology annotation, biological process: regulation of DNA-templated transcription; ethylene-activated signaling pathway.